Homalodisca vitripennis (glassy-winged sharpshooter) is the source of this 6624-nucleotide messenger RNA. RefSeq lists its product as uncharacterized. The transcript is spliced from 5 exons. Bases 267 to 2315 code for a protein of 682 amino acids. The record is from RefSeq and is a predicted model, not a curated record. NCBI's taxonomy places the organism in Eukaryota, Metazoa, Arthropoda, Insecta, Hemiptera, Cicadellidae.
GUAAGUCUUGACAAUUCUACAUAUUUCUUAUUAUUAAAUUCUGUUGGCUUUUCAUUACCCGCGGCAAAACUGGAACACGAUUAAUUUCAACUUUCGUUUUCACUUUUCAGUCAAGUUCAAGUGAGAAUAAAGUGAUUAAAACUGACUCUCUGACAGUUGUAGAAGUGCUGUGGUUAUGUGUAGAGGUAAUGAAGACAUUUGAUUUACAGUAAAUAUUAAAGAAGGAAAUAGUUCUUGAUUGUCAUAGUUCUUAAUUUGUCUUCAAAAUGGAUUUCGACCCUUCUGAAUUCUUAGCCAUGGCGAUGUCAGAAGAUGAGAACGCUGUGUAUACAGCACCAGACCUGCCUCAGCCUAUCCCACCUAUGGUUGAGUUCCCCUCUAACACCAUGGUGGUGGAGGGUGGACUACAGAUGGAGCAGGACAUUCAGAUUCCAGUGCCCACGUUCGAGACGCUAGAUAUACACAACCAACUGUUAUCCAAACAAACGGCCAGUCUCUCAGUGGAUGUGGACCCUCCCACUACAUUUGCUUCCGCUGGGCUGGAGAAAAUAACUGGAACUACCCCCCAACCGUCCCCUGCCGACAGAACGGCCAGUCCACACUGUACCAAGAAACCAAUACCGGCCUCGUAUGACGAAUCCAGGUUCCGCAAAGAGUUUUACAAUGGAGAUUAUGAGCGAGUGAAGCUGUUCCGGUUGCACUGCACCAUCUGUGACCAACACCUGGGGUGUGCCCCUUGGCUGACCGAGCGCCAGAUGAGGACUCACAAACUGCUGCGUGUGGCUGUCUGUCGCAAGUGUUUUGAUUUUUACGGCGAUAUUAACUUCCCACUGGAAGAUGGCUCAGAGAUAUAUUGCUGCUGGUGUGGCGAGGGUGGAGAAGUCUUUUGCUGCAGUUCCUGCCCAAAAAUUGUCUGCAAGAAAUGCAUAAAGCGCAACUUUGGAACAGAUAAGCUGAAAGAAAUAGAUGAAAAUGACAACUGGUGUUGUUAUGUCUGUAAGCCAGCAGAUAUUUGGCCCCAUCGAACUCUUUUAUGGGGCCUUCAACGUCUGGGGAAAGAAAUGAGAGUAAAAGUUGCUUCGCUACCAAAAGAAGAGAAGCAAGCCCGUCUUUCAAAGGAUACAUCUCAUUGCUGUCCAAAGAUGAAUGAGAAAUUCCCCUCUGUUAAUUUGCCCAUGAAAUCAGUGAUGUCAAAAAUACCUAUUUGUUUGAUUGCUAUUACUCAUAAGAUAAAUGUUAUCACCCAGCAAGCCACCAACAGUCCAUAUCCUGCACCGAAAAUGUCAACACCUCUAUUGAACAUGAGACAACAUCUUACUAAUCGGAUGGUCACUCCUUCUCCACCGUCCGCGACCAAUCAUUUCAUCAGAGGUCCAGUGCCAAGCCGCGCACCACAACACAGCGGUAGGAAGAUGAUCAUAGUCAGUCGCCCUGCUCCCUCGCAGUUAUCUCCGUACUUCCAAACUUCCACACCGAUCAAUCGGCGCCACCCAGUUAGGACUGCUCCUCAACAAAAUAUCACCCCUGAGUGCAUCGAUUUAGAGGACGACUCACCGUCACCGACACACGUAACUAGGACUCCCGUUAACGACAUAAGUUGGUUGGACAACGGUGUUAAACACGUGAAAGACACCUUAUUACCUGUACAAAAUAUGGUGAACCAGUUUUCUUCAAUUAGUAAAGAUUUAAAAAUGGACUUUAACAAACUGACGUCGUACUCGGAUAAAUUGUCCUACAGUAUUAAAAUCGCGAUUUGCAACUUGGCUAAAAUCAACCAAGAUCUGAUAGACGGCAGCAAGGAAUGUCUCGAUAAACAAGUGUCGUCUGUUGUCAGUGAUAUCCAGAUUAACAAUGUGUCAAACACAUCAGGAGCUGUUCAAGUGACCAGGUUAAAAAAGGUUAGAGAGACCGAGAACGAAACGGUGACCAGUACGACUCCUCAGAGUGUGUCAGAUCCUGCGGGGCCAAAAGUGGCAUCCCCGCCGACGACAGAUGACGACAUCGGGGAUCUCACACCUGCCCUACUCUGCGAGGCGGUGCUAGAAGUCGAGGGCAACAAAGAAAACGAGAAUCGUAACAAGCGUUCAACUCCUCCUGUAAAAAGAAACGUAGCUUUCAAACGAAGUGGGCCUUUUAGUAAAACAAAAGCAUUACCAGCUAAAAACAGUUCUCAAACGAAAAUUGAUGUAAUUAAUUUAAUUGAUGAAGAGGAAGAGAGCAAGUUUGAUGAUGCGUUUUAUUGUAAAAAGUUCAAUAUUAAGCCGUGUAAAGUCUUAAUACACAAAUACAGGCUGCGUAGCAAAGGGAAGCCAUAAAGUUUUAUACUAAACAAUCUGUAUAUAGUAGAAAAUAUGUUUGAACAAUUAAGUGCUACUAAAAAUUGUGAUAAUUGAUUUGUUUACCUGUUAUGACGGAAACAUAAAUUAAGUGAGCUAAACAAAUCAAACAUGUGUUAUUAGUUUCACUCAAGAGUAGUAUAUUUUAAUAAGCUGUUUUUUAUGUUUUUCAAUUGUAAAAAAAGGCAGUAGAAUCAGCAAUAAUUUUACAACAUAAUACUUCAGAAUUUACACAGUAGCAGUUUAAUUUAUUGUAAAAUCCUUAAAUUAAAUUUUAUUAAUUUUUUUAAACUUCUUUUAAUAAUUACUUGAUACUUGCAAAAUAUUUUAAUCCACAGCCAUGGACAUUAUUCAGUACAUUACCUCAAGUUGUGUACAUUUUGAAGCCUACUAAAAAUACUUCAGUAGUACAAAAUGCAAAGAAGCUAAAAAUUAAAAAAUAAUGUAUUAUUUAACCAAUUAUACUGUAUAACCAAUACGUCACAUAUUAUUACUACUUUUAUUGUUGUAAUUAAAUGACCAAGUUAUAUAGAUUUCCAAUCACUGGUAUUUUAUAUUGGGUGAAAUAGAAACCAAGUAAAGUUUAUAUAUAUUCACCUACCAUGUUGUAGUAUCAUUUACUGAAAUGAAGAUUAAAAGUCACACAUCAUAACUGUAACUGACUUGACUAACGGAAGAUACCUGAAACUUUUCUAAUUUGUUCUAGAUGCAGUAUAUUACCAUCCUGUUCUCAAUUUUAACUCAAGGCAAUCCUGGCAAUUGCCCGGGCAGUAUUAGCAUAAUUUAUUAUUUUGCCACUGUUUCAUGCUGCUGUCUAUUUAUAAUCUAAAUAUUGUAGGCCUUAUUGUAAAUAGUGUUUUUUAUGACCGUUAUAUAUAUUUCUGUAGUGUAAAAGUAACAGGGAAAGGGGGAGUUGUCUAUAGAUUGUGUGCAAUGUGCCAUAUGCAACUGAUUGCCCAGGCAGUCACAGUAUUAAAGAACAUAACUGGGUCAGAACAGUUCAAAAUCCACAACCUCCUAUGAAUUUUUGGUUUUUUGCUGUUUCAUGGGUCAAAUCAUGGUAUACAAAAGUUAUUUCUACAUAAAAACUAGUUAGUUUUGUCCUGUCCUGUCACGAAGAUUGCACAUGUGUAGGUACAGUACCUUAUUUAAACUAAAAUUACUUUUCUAGACAUAGUCAAAAUUAUUUUUUUUUUAAUUUUUGAGAUUGAAUUUUGCCACAUACAAGAGCCACUCUGAAAGUUUAGAGACCUAUGAAGAGUUUUUUGCUAGACUUACCAAGGCAUGUUCAAUGUACCCUCCAGUUUUAAUGCACUUUUAAAGUCGGGUUUUCCACCCAUUCAAUAGAAGCGAAGACCACGCAAAUGUUUUAUUAGAUUGAAGAAUAAGAAGUCGCUAGUAGUGAGAUCAGGUUAAUAAGAGGGAUGCGAAAAACUGCAAAGUUUUUUAGCAGUGUGAGAAGAGGCAUUUGAUGCAAAAGUAAAUCGUUAAUGUGUAAGACCUGAAGAACUUCUGGUAAAUAUUGUUCAGUGUACCAACUUGUAACAGUCCUUUGUCCCUCCAGCUGAAUAGCCUUCACCAAUUCUGUACUCUUGAAAAUACAGCUUACAGUACGGUACUUUCUUUGCUGAUCGUUGUUUCUUGACCAUUGAUUGGGGAUGGCUUGUGUUGAUACACAUGCUCAAAUUGGAAUGUCAAAAAAUCGCAAGAACAUAUCAUCACCAGUGAUAAUUUUGGAAAUAGUCCGAUGACCACCAUUAUUAAGCAGUUGGAAUGUCUGCUGGCUAAUUCUCUUACGUUCAGCUUUUUUGCUCAUCUGUCAAAUCGUGAGGUACCCAUAAAGAACAAGUUUUCCUGUCUCUUCUCCUCUCUAUUAAUCGCUUUGCUGUGGAUUUAAUCCCUGGUGAAUCUUAAAUCGUUACAUAAAUACAGUGCUGUCCUCUUGGAUCAUAGCGCACAUUUUCUUGAGUAACAGUGGAAUGUGGCCUUCCUGAUCGUUUGUCAUCUUGAAGCGAAUUGCGGCCCCUUCUAAAUUCCAAAUACCAUCUAUAAACAUUACUACGGAAUAGUGCUUGAGAACCAAAAUCAUAGUUUGAAAAUGCUGUCUUCAUGAAAUUGAUCUUUCCGAACACAGUUGGGAAGUACACGAUCAACCAAAUUUACUAUCAGGAGCUGAUAAGCGCUCAAUCAGAAAAUAAUAAGAUCAUUGCAGUUUGCAUUGUCUGUCAGUAUCUCAAAACUGCAGGGUGACCCUCUUAUUAAGUACUUCAUUACAUGGCUUUGCCGCAGCUAGAGCAUAAUUAAUUGGGUUUAUGUUAAUGUUGUCUAAAAGGGUUUGUUAUUUAACCCCAGUGCAUCUUUUGGCACCAUCACAGCCAAUCGACUAUAUAAUCGUACAGAGAUAUUUACCAGCCUGCAUUUUAAAAUAUUGUACAAAAAUAAAAAACUUUCCAAGUUAAUUAGAAACACUCAUCAUAAAUUGUUUACAUUGUAUAAAAUAACAACAAACCUUUUACUAACGCACCCACAACUACAAUAUUUCUGGCCCACUAUUUUGCGCUCUGUACAGACAAAGUAAUUGUUAGACAAGUACCAUUAUUUUUACUUUAAAAACCAGAAUAUGUUGACAUAAAAUGUAAGUAAAAUCUUAAAAUGCAUUGUAAAUACCAGUUGGUCAUCAUAAACGGCAGCAGGCAUUGCGUUUUAAAAUGUUUACGAUACUUUUGCUAUAUCCUGUCAGUUUUACCACCACCAAAACUUGUGCGUCUGACAAUCAAUUCCUUUCUCAGGAGAAUUUUCACUGUUGAUUUCACAAAAAAUAGGUUGUGUUUUGCAAUACUGUGUAUACAAUACAAAUUGGCCUUCGCUCCUGAACAAUAAGUCGGCCUUUUGGGUAACCACCUGGAAAAAACAAAAAAAUAUGUUGUGUAAAGUCAUAAAUUUAGAAUGAAUUAAAUUCUCUCCUUAGUGAGAACAUAACUACUUGAAAUGAAGGGUUAAAACAUUUUAUCUUCCAUUUCAUAUUUAUUAAAUUAUGCAAAAUUUCAGGAAUUUGUUUCUGAAAUUGCAUUGUAUUCAGUUCUUUAAGCAAUUUAAUAUCAUACUAAAUUUGUUUUCAUUUAAGCAUAUAAAAUCAAACAAUAAAAAUCUUUUUGGUAUUGUAGGCCUAAAAUUAUUCGGUAUGCCAUUCACCUUUCAUUUCACGUAUUCUUUCAGUACACACAUUAUAUACGCACACCUUAUGUAAUUUGAAUAGAAUAGAGAAUCGAUUUCAUUGGUUAAGUUCACAAAGUAUCUAUGAAAUUGAGUUUAAAGAUGUCUUUAUUAGUCAUUAAGCAACAUAGUAAAGCAUUGUUGAAGCUGCUUAAGUUUUAUUGUUACAGGUAGACACUUUGUUAGUGUCAUCUCAUUUUUAACAAUAAAAUAAUUGUUAUAAACAACAAUUUUGGUUCAUUGUUUGUCUAUGUACCACUAUUUUUGCUAAAAUAACAAAUAUUUUGGGUCUCCACUACAUUUUUUUCAGUUUCAUAAAUAUCUUUGGGUAUAGAAUGUAACUGCAUUAAUUCCAAACUUUUUUCUCUAUUGUAUGUUAUGAAUUUCUUAUCUAUGAUGUAAAUUAUUAGUGAGUAAAACAAUUCCCCAAUUACUAUGAAUAAAGUGACAAACUAAACUGAAGUGGUAUUUACAUGUUUAUAGAUUGUAUAACUUGACAUAUGCAUUAAAAUGUAAUAUUGAAAGAAAGUAAUAAUGAGUUAUAAAAUUAUAGUAGUUGCUUAACACAUGGCCUUUGUAAUUUUUCUUUUGUAAAAUGGUACCUAUUUUAUGUAUGUAACUUUCCAACAGCAAAUGCACAAUAUUGAUUAAAAAAACUAAAAAUAUUGAUAUGGAACUAAAAAUUAAAGAUAUGCAUUUAUAUCCUAGUAGUUAUGUGGUCAUAUAUUGUUUUGUUGCAUUGUUAUAUAUACUGAUGUAUUUUUUUAAUUUGCUUUAUUAAUAAAGUUGAAGUGUUUAUAUUGUUACUUCUAGUUUAAGUUUAUAUUUUACUGCUUUAGAAAUAAAACAUUUUAGCAUUAUUUUUUUACUGUUUUGUAUGAGUGAUUGAUUAUUAACAUUGCAAAGUAUAAAUUUUUGGGCUUUAAUUUAAUUCUUAUACACUAUUGUUGAACCCCACAUUUGCCUGUUUAGGUUUCCUACGAUAGCAUAACUAUUUCCUUGUUAUUUAACUAGUUAUUGUUAUACAAUUUCGUUAUUAAACUGCAACAUUGGAGCCCCAUGGCUCCUAACACUU